Molecule: messenger RNA, 990 nt
Organism: Leptosia nina
Lineage: Eukaryota; Metazoa; Arthropoda; Insecta; Lepidoptera; Pieridae
Source: the annotation of a GenBank genome assembly
AUGGCUGUCCCAUUCCGGAUUCUUUCGCGCUGUAAAGAUGGAUUGAAGCUUUGCAAUGUCAGAUUCCAAUCUCAAUAUGCAGAGACAAGAAAAAACUUAGUACUCUCAAAAGACACUAAGGUCAUAGUUCAGGGUUUCACUGGUAAACAGGGAACCUUCCACAGCCAGCAAGCACUAGACUAUGGGACAAAUGUAGUUGGUGGGGUUUCGCCUAAGAAGGCUGGUAGUGAACAUCUUGGAAAGCCUGUUUUUGCAACUGUUAAGGAGGCGAAAGAGAAGACAGGUGCACAGGCAUCUGUCAUUUAUGUCCCACCACCUGCUGCAGCCGCAGCCAUUAUGGAAUCAAUUGAAGCUGAAGUUCCAUUGAUAGUGUGCAUCACUGAGGGAGUGCCUCAACAUGAUAUGGUUCGUGUUAAGCAUGCUCUACUUCGACAAAACAAGUCAAGGCUGGUAGGACCUAACUGCCCUGGUAUUAUUGCACCAGAGAAGUGCAAGAUUGGUAUCAUGCCGGCUGCUGUACAUAAGGCUGGAUGUAUAGGAGUUGUGUCACGGUCUGGAACACUUACUUAUGAGGCCUGCCAUCAGACUACAACAACCGGUCUCGGCCAGACCUUAUGUGUCGGCAUUGGUGGUGAUCCUUUCAAUGGAACUGACUUCAUCGACUGCUUAGAAGUAUUCCUUAAUGAUCCAAAUACCAAAGGAAUCAUUCUUAUUGGAGAAAUUGGUGGUAACGCUGAAGAAUUAGCAUCGGAAUACCUCAUUCAGAACAACACUGGUCAAAAAGCGAAACCUGUUGUAUCCUUCAUCGCUGGUUUGACGGCGCCCCCCGGCAGGCGGAUGGGUCACGCUGGAGCCAUCAUCUCUGGAGGUAAGGGAGGCGCCAUGGACAAAAUAAAAGCUUUAGAGAAAGCGAACGUUAUCGUCACCCGCUCCCCGGCCAAAAUGGGCGUCGAAUUGUUAAAAGAAAUGAAACGACUAGAACUUGUUUAA